Messenger RNA from Eremomyces bilateralis CBS 781.70, 1560 nucleotides. RefSeq lists its product as uncharacterized. The coding region runs from base 332 to 1336 and encodes 334 amino acids. NCBI's taxonomy places the organism in Eukaryota, Fungi, Ascomycota, Dothideomycetes, Eremomycetales, Eremomycetaceae. The transcript is spliced from 3 exons. Gene Ontology annotation, molecular function: histone binding; chromatin binding. The record is from RefSeq and is a predicted model, not a curated record. Gene Ontology annotation, biological process: nucleosome assembly. Gene Ontology annotation, cellular component: nucleus; chromatin.
GCUUACCAUAGUAACUAAGUUAACUUAGUAGUAAGUUAGUUGGUCAAACUUCAGAUUAAGCUUUGGAGCGGGCACAGGAAGUGGGGCUACCUACCCCAGAAUUGAACUGAAGAAAUAUCACAGCAUUUGAGCUGAGCUCAAAAAUUGGCCGAACUUCGCAAUCCACCAUCUCUCCCUCCCAACAAUUGCCUUCCACAACAUCAUCCUAUUGUAUUUAUCAAGGUAUAUACUAUCUUGGAAACGAUCCAAUUGUCUCGUCUUUAACCAUCACACUACUUCUUGCUACAAGAACAUCGCCGUUUAGCUUGUCACUUCCCCUCAUCAACCCAGGAUGGAUAUCGACCAACCCCAACCAACCGUAUUUUACGAAGAGCUUAGUGAGCUUGAACAUGAAUUCGAUGUCGCAGAUCUCGAGAUAAUUCGCAAGCAAUGGGAGCUCAACGCGCCCCUAUACGCCAAGCGCGAAGCCCUCAUCUCCAAGAUCCCCAACUUCUGGGCCCUCGUCUUCGAGCAAUCGCCCCCCGAAUUCGACCAGUUCAUCCAGCCCUCCGACUCCGAACUCUUCGCCGACUGCCUCCGCUCUCUCGCCGUCGACCGCUUCGAGCUUGCCGACUCCCCCCGCAGCAUCAGCGUCAAGUUCACCUUCGCCCCGAACCAGUGGUUCGACGAUGAGGUGCUUGAGAAGAAGUUCUGGUUCCGCCGCGCUCGCGACGGAUGGACCGGCCUCGUCUCCGAACCCGUUAAGAUCCACUGGAAGAAAGGGAAGGACCUUACCAAGGGGCUGACGGACGCUGCGGCGCAGGUGUUCGAGCGCGAGCGCAACCUGCUGGGCUCCUCGAACGGGGCGGGCGACGCGCCGCGCGAACCGUCGGCGGACUACGUGACGCUCGCGAAGAAACUGGAGUCAAACGAGGAUGGAAUCGGGAGCUUCUUCACGUUCUUCGGGUUCGUGUCGGAGAAGCAGUACGUGAGCGCGGAGGAGUCGGCGGCGGCGAAUCGGGCGGAGGAUGACCGGAGGAAGGCGAGGAAGGAGGAGGGGAAGGGCGAGGAGGAGCCGGAGGAGGAUCUGGAGGAUACGCGGCAGGAUGUGGAGAUUUGCCCGCAUGGAGGCGACAUCGCGGCCCUCCUUGCCGAGGAUAUCUGGGCGAAUGCGGUCAAGUACUUCACUUCAGCGCAGGAAAUGGACGACGAAGAGCUGUCGGAUAUGGAAUUCGAGGAGGGAGAUUGGGACGUGAGCGACGAAGAAAUCGACAUUCGCGCGUUGGUCAAGGGCAAAAGGAAGGAGAAGAACGGCACUCCCGAGAGCGGCCCUCCUUCGAAGACCCAGAAGAGAUAAUCCCUCGUUCUACCAUUACCGCGAUACCCUUUUCUUAGAAUAAAUGUCGGGAAUACCAGUCGUGGAUGAUGAAACUUAAGAGUUCUAGAAGCUGUAAUGUUGGGGAUCUUGGCCACUGGACAAGGAUCCAAGUAUUACAGGUACUUUCCACAAUGGUGGCUUCGCAAUAGGAGUUCAAAAGCAUGAGGUACUUAGUUUCAGAAAUCGAUCCAUUCUCUUUGGGC